AUGUUUAAUACAGAACACGUAGGACGUGUUCGCGUUCUUUAUAAAUUAAUAUUACGCGUUCAUCGUGCUUUGCCAGCGGAGCUAAGAGUUAUUGGAGACAAUUACGCAAGAGACGAAUUCAAAAGGCACAAAAAUUGCAAUCCUCAAGAAGCCGCGAUAUUUCUCAACGAAUGGACGGAUUAUGCAAUCAACUUAGCGAAACAGACGAAACCCUUAAACCAAGCAAAACAGAAGGUUGUGGGAAAUUAUUUAAAUCCGCAAAUGUUGGAUCAUAUGACUGAGGACCAACUUGUUCAACUCUAUGAGUUGCAUAAAGCGGCAUCACAAGAAAGUGAUGAAGAUUCAAAACAACUCCCAAUCGAUACACAAAAUCAAAAGUGA
Messenger RNA from Leptosia nina, 381 nucleotides. NCBI's taxonomy places the organism in Eukaryota, Metazoa, Arthropoda, Insecta, Lepidoptera, Pieridae. The record is from the annotation of a GenBank genome assembly.